Molecule: messenger RNA, 276 nt
Organism: Torulaspora delbrueckii
Lineage: Eukaryota; Fungi; Ascomycota; Saccharomycetes; Saccharomycetales; Saccharomycetaceae
Gene: RSM19
Product: mitochondrial 37S ribosomal protein uS19m
Exons: 1
Coding region: 1-276 (91 amino acids)
Biological process (GO): translation; ribosomal small subunit assembly
Cellular component (GO): ribosome; cytosolic small ribosomal subunit
Molecular function (GO): structural constituent of ribosome; RNA binding
Source: RefSeq, a predicted model, not a curated record
AUGAUCCCAACAGUGAGUCUACUGUCUCGUUCAGCCUGGAAGGGCCCUCACAUUGUCCCGCUUCCCAUCCGAGAAGCUAUGUCAAAGGGCACUCCAAUUAGAACAAAUGCAAGAGCCGCAACAAUUCUGCCCCAGUUUGUCGGUCUGAAGUUUCAAGUUCACAAUGGUAAGGAAUACGUAGCAUUUGAAGUAGUAGAGGAUAUGGUAGGUAGGAAAUUGGGUGAAUUUGUGCCAACAAGAAAGAGAUUUAGUUACACACAGACCAAGAACAAAUAA